Molecule: messenger RNA, 2643 nt
Organism: Hevea brasiliensis (rubber tree)
Lineage: Eukaryota; Viridiplantae; Streptophyta; Magnoliopsida; Malpighiales; Euphorbiaceae
Product: receptor-like protein EIX2
Exons: 2
Coding region: 1-2643 (880 amino acids)
Molecular function (GO): protein binding
Source: RefSeq, a predicted model, not a curated record
AUGGGUCUUAAUGAUAGCUGGAAUCGGCUUUCCUCAUGGCAUGGAACCAAUUGCUGUCAAUGGUCAGGAAUAGCUUGUCACAAUACAACUGGUGCUGUUCUCGCAGUUGAUCUCCCAAAUUCAUCAGGUCGUCAGCCAUUAGGUGGGGAGAUUAGACCUUCACUUGCAAAACUUAAGUCCUUGAAACAUCUGGAUUUAAGUGGGAACAAUUUCACUGGUAAAAUUCCUCAUUUCUUGUCCUCUUUGGAGAACUUGCAAUAUCUAAACCUGUCAUAUGCUGGGUUUAGUGGUGCAAUUCCUCCAAAUCUUGGAAACCUCUCUAGCUUGCAGUUCCUUGAUGUCUCUUAUUGGGGUUUAACUGUUGAUAAUCUUGAAUGGGUGAGCGGUCUUCUUUCACUAAAAUAUUUGGCAAUGAAUUCUGUACACCUUUCAAAGUUAGGAGGAGAAUGGAUUGAGCCAUUAAACAAGCUUCCACUUUUAUCUGAGUUGCACUUAGAAUAUUGUGGUUUAUCUGGUUUCUCCUAUUCUCUUCCUUCUCUUAAUUUUACUUCGCUUAAAGUCCUAAACCUUCAGGGCAGCCUCUUCAAGGCUAAGUUGCCAACUUGGCUUGCGAACAUUAGCAGCCUUGUAUCUGUUGACAUCGGAAAUAGCAUGUUGACUGGAAGGAUUCCACUUGGUUUUGGUGAAUUACCAAAUUUGCAGUCAUUGAAGCUUAAUUAUAAUUUGAAACUCUCAGCAAGUUGCUUCCAACUAUUUGCAAGAAGCUGGAAAAAGAUACAAAUUCUUGAUUUAUCUAUCAAUGGGUUGCAUGGUAGACUUCCUACUCUUCUUGGAAAUAUGACAUCUCUUAUUCAUUUUGAUUUACACUUCAAUUAUAUUGAGGGUGGGAUUCCAAGCUCCAUUGGCAAGCUUUCUAAUUUGCAGUACAUUGACUUGUAUUUAAACAACCUGACCGGAAGUUUACCUGAUUCAAUUGGCCAGCUCAGGAAUCUUGUCGAACUCCGGUUGAACAGUAACUUGCUUCAAGGUUCCAUUCCUUCUUCUAUUGGAAACUUACAGCGUUUGACUACCCUCACGCUUGCGUCAAAUAAGCUAAAUGGUACUCUGCCUGAUAGCAUUGGACUGCUCUCUGAGUUGUCUUCCCUUGAUGUUUCUCUCAAUAAAUUGACAGGUGUUAUUUCAGAAGCACAUUUUCGUAGGCUGGGGAAACUGGAGAAAAUUGAUCUAUCAGAAAAUUCUUUCAUUCUAAAUGUCAGCUCCAACUGGGUCCCUCCUUUCCAAGUCAUUUUCUUGCAGAUGGGUUCAUGCCAUCUGGGUCCUUCCUUCCCUUCUUGGCUUAGAUCUCAAAAACAGGUCCAAGUUUUAGAUUUCUCAGGGGCUGGUAUUUCCGGUUCUAUCCCAAAAUGGUUCUGGGACAUGACUAGCAUUCUAGCCUUUUUGAAUGUUUCUUUCAAUAGUUUAGAGGGUCAUAUACCAAAUCCAUUCAAUGUAACUUCCUAUGCAAAUGUUGAUUUGAGCUCCAACCAAUUCAAAGGACCCAUUCCUCUUCCAAAUGUCUUCUUACUAGAUCUUUCUAAUAACCAGUUUUCAGGUCAGAUAACUGGGCUUCAAACACUUCACUUGAGCAACAACCAACUCUCAGGAAAAAUUCCAUCAUCUCUUCAAAAUUUGUCAAAGUUGGAAACUUUAGACUUCGGAAACAACAUGUUGACAGGAAAUUUACCACGAUGGAUUGGAGAAGAUUUUCCGCGUCUCAGGAUACUUAGUCUCAGGUCAAAUAAAUUUUCUGGAGAACUUCUCUUGGCACUUUCAAAUUUGAGUUCCCUGCAAAUUUUGGAUCUGGCGGAAAACCAAUUAAAUGGUUCCAUUCCUGCUAACUUGAGCAAUCUUAAAGCCAUGACUCAACAGCAGAACGUUAACCAUUAUUUGCUUUAUGGAACUCUUUCUGAACAUCACAAUUACCAAGAGAACAUAUAUGUGACCAUAAAUGGCCUUGAAUUAAGGUACACUAGGACUCUUUCCCUGCUAACCAGUAUAGAUAUGUCUGGAAACAAUUUAAGUGGAGAACUUCCUGAAGCAAUAACAAAAUUAGUUGGUUUGGAAGUUUUGAAUCUAUCAAGAAACCACAUCAGUGGCCAGAUUCCUAAGAGCAUUUCAGAAUUGCGUCAGUUGUUAUCUCUUGAUCUCUCAGGCAAUAGGCUUUCAGGUCCUAUUCCCCAAAGCAUAUCUUCAUUGACAUUUCUGGGGAAUUUGAAUGUGUCAAACAAUAACUUGUCAGGCAUAAUACCUUCUACAAAUCAGAUGUCAACUUUUAAUGCAUCCUCUUUUGCUGGGAACCCUGGUCUAUGUGGAGAUCCUCUGACGGUGAAGUGUCUGAAUGAUUCAAACAAUGGAGGUGACAAUUAUCCAGAUGGUGGAGGGAAAGCAGAUCAGGCUGACAAUGGCAAUGGCUUCAUCGAUAAAUGGUUUUACAUGAGCAUUGGGGUGGGAUUCGCAGCAGGUUUAUUGCUUCCUUAUUUAGUUUUUGCAAUGAAAAGGUCUUGGGGUGGAGUGUACUUUGCAUUUGUGGAUGGAACUGCUUAUAGAUUGUCAAGUGAGAAAAUGAAAGCAGCUACAAGAAGAAGAAAUCGGGGGGCACGCUGA